ACUUGAUUCGCUAAAACAAAUAAUAUAAAUUUGUCAAACACAGUAAAUAUGAGUUUCUUCACGAAAGUCUUCGGCGGGAAAAAAGAUUCAUCUAUUCCUACAACCGCCGAAGCAAUACAAAAACUCCGAGAGACAGAGGAAAUGCUUAUAAAAAAGCAAGACUUCCUUGAAAGCAAAAUUGAGCAGGAGAUACUGACAGCCAGAAAGAACGGCACCAAAAACAAGCGAGCUGCUAUUCAGGCACUGAAAAGAAAAAAACGAUAUGAAAAACAACUUCAACAAAUUGAUGGAACAUUAUCAACGAUUGAAAUGCAGAGAGAAGCAUUAGAAAGUGCCAACACAAAUACCGCUGUUCUCACCACAAUGAAAAAUGCAGCAGAUGCAUUAAAAGCUGCACAUCAACAUAUGGAUGUUGAUCAAGUUCAUGAUAUGAUGGAUGAUAUUGCUGAACAACAAGAUGUGGCAAAGGAAAUAUCUGAUGCAAUCUCUAAUCCUGUUGCUUUUGGUCAAGAUAUUGAUGAAGAUGAACUAGAGAAAGAAUUAGAAGAAUUAGAGCAAGAAGAACUUGACAAAGAAUUAUUGGGUAUACAGAAUACAGAUGAAUUACCAACAGUUCCUGUAACAACUUUUCCUAAUGUACCUGCAAAGAAAACAAAACCAAAACAAGAAGAAGACGAUGAUUUAAAAGAGUUAGAGCAGUGGGCAUCGUAAGAUAUAACGAAUUCAUUAUUAAGAUAAAAAGGCUCUACAUCCAAUGACAUUCACACAUCUUUGCUGAUAUCAAGAUUAUUUAUAAUGAAUAAUAAAUAUCUUUUUGUUUCUGAUGUUGUAAAGGGAAUGUUCCAAUAAAGUACUUUUUUCAAAUAGAA
Messenger RNA from Ceratosolen solmsi marchali, 869 nucleotides. RefSeq names its product charged multivesicular body protein shrub (gene shrb). Bases 49 to 711 code for a protein of 220 amino acids. Gene Ontology annotation, biological process: late endosome to vacuole transport via multivesicular body sorting pathway; vesicle budding from membrane. The transcript is spliced from 5 exons. The record is from RefSeq and is a predicted model, not a curated record. NCBI's taxonomy places the organism in Eukaryota, Metazoa, Arthropoda, Insecta, Hymenoptera, Agaonidae. Gene Ontology annotation, cellular component: cytoplasmic side of plasma membrane; ESCRT III complex; multivesicular body.